This is a messenger RNA of Candida dubliniensis CD36, 2493 nucleotides long. RefSeq names its product Cwh41p (gene CWH41). Bases 1 to 2493 code for a protein of 830 amino acids. Gene Ontology annotation, cellular component: endoplasmic reticulum membrane. The transcript has a single exon. The record is from RefSeq and is a predicted model, not a curated record. Gene Ontology annotation, biological process: oligosaccharide metabolic process; protein N-linked glycosylation. Gene Ontology annotation, molecular function: Glc3Man9GlcNAc2 oligosaccharide glucosidase activity. Lineage: Eukaryota; Fungi; Ascomycota; Pichiomycetes; Serinales; Debaryomycetaceae.
AUGAGAUGGUUCUUGUGGUUGCCACUAGUCUUUCUAUUGGAAGUAAUAUUUGCAAACAAUCAAAUAAAAUUUGAUUUGUAUGACAACGACGAUCAACAAUACACUAACGACACUGUUGAUUUAGCAACACAAUAUUCACAAAUAUCCAAUAACUCAUUAUUAUGGGGACCUUAUCGAUCAGCAUUAUAUUUUGGACUCAGACCUAGGUUUCCUCGAUCCUUGUUAUCUGGGUUGAUGUGGUUUUCAAUUAACGACUAUGAAGGAAUUGGUAAAAUAAGACACUUUUACGAACAACAUGACAAAAUGUCCAAAGCUAAUUGGGUUUCAUAUGACCCAAGAAUCGGUGGUAGACAAAUCAUUGAUGAUGAUGAGUGUCAUAUCAAAAUAAUAAUUGAUUUUGUUAAAAGUGACGAUGGAUUAUCCUGGGGGGUUAAAAUUAGAUCUAAACCUCAUAAAGGGUUUGAAAAUAUAAAGACUUCCUUUAUAUGGUAUAGUGGGUUGGAAGGUGAGCAAAAAGUGAUUGAUGAAAAUGGCGAUGAAAGCAUGAGUAGAACUGGCUUUUUGAAGUUGGAGAACCCAAAAAAUGUUUUAGGAUAUGAGGGGAAUCUCAAAUUUACUGGGGUUUCAGAAGAAUUAGGUGCAUUUGAAUUGGAGAUCAAUGAUGGUCCCAAGACCAAUGUCCAUCCAGUUGGAAGAACCUAUAUUGAUCCUGAAUUAGAUCCAAGAAAAGCUCACCAUUAUAGUUUGACUGUUCCAGAUGAUAAUGUUUGGAGAGCAAGAGAUAUUUUCAUGACAAUGUUACAAGAAUCAAUUCAAAAACUUGUUGAAAGAUUUGGAGGUGUUGAAACUAUCCCACCAGAAAACUUGUUUAUCCUUAGGGAUUUACAAGAUUUUGAAGGAAAUUUACAUUUUGUACAAAAAAUUUAUCAAGGAUCAUGUGAAUUUGAUGUUGUAUAUAAUAAUGCAUUAACACCGAUCACGGAAAGAAUUACGUUUGAUAAUUUGAAAUUCAGAAUACAAAAUUCGUUGAAGGCAUUUGAUGAGAAAUUUGAUAGUAAUUUUGAGUUAGCGCCUCCAUUCAAUUCUAAAAAGUACAAAAAGUUUGGUAAAGAAGUAUUGUCAGGGUUAUUAGGAGGACUUUCCUACUUUUAUGGUGACCAGUUGGUUGAUAGAGAAACUGUAUUUGAUGAAGAUUCGUUUGAAAGUUACAAAUUAGAGGGUACUUUUGAAGGUCCUUACGAGUUAUUCACUUUGGUUCCUUCGAGACCAUUUUUCCCACGUGGAUUUCUUUGGGAUGAAGGGUUCCAUUUAUUACCGUUGUUGAAUUAUGAUUCUGAUUUAGUUUUGGAAAUAACCAAGUCUUGGUUUAAUUUGAUGGAUGAGGAUGGUUGGAUUGCUCGUGAACAAAUAUUGGGUAAAGAACUGAGAUCAAGAGUACCGGCUGAAUUUGUUGUACAAAGUCCACAAAUUGUGAAUCCUCCAACAUUGACAUUAGUUCUUACGUAUUUACUUGAUUCUGUGGUUGGAAAUUAUGAUAACAUUGAUGAACCAAAAAAUGUCGAUGAAUCGUUAUCAAGAGAAACCUUGGGCAGCUUUGUGUUGAAGAAUCCCGAGGUGUUGACGAAUUACACUAAGCAGGUGUAUCCUAAAUUGAAAUCACAUCUUGAUAUGUUUCGUCGAACUCAAAGAGGCUAUGUUGAAGAAUUUGAUAGAGGAACCAACCCAGAAGCCUAUAGAUGGAGAGGUAGAACAUUAACACAUUGUCUUGCUAGUGGGUUGGAUGAUUACCCUCGGGCAUUACCUGCAGAUGUUGCUGAAUUGAAUGUUGAUUUGAUCUCAUGGAUUGGUAUUAUGACAAGAUCAAUUCGUUUAAUGGCAGAGAUUUUGAAUAUUGAUGAAGAUGUACAAGCCUAUAAGAAUUUAGAAAAUGAUAUCAUUGAUAACAUUGAAAAAUUGCAUUGGUCACCAGAAGAUAAAACUUACUGUGAUGUUUCAGUCAAUGAUGAUGAUGAAAAUAUUUUUGUUUGUUUCAAAGGAUAUAUUUCAUUAUUCCCAUUUUUAACCAAGUUGAUACCUGAAACUAAUAUUGAUAAAUUGGAACAUAUUAUAGAUUUAAUUUCCAAUCCAGAAGAAUUGUGGACCCCCUAUGGUAUCAGAUCUUUAUCAAAAGCUGACGAAUUUUAUAAAACAGGUGAAGAUUAUUGGAGAUCACCAAUAUGGAUCCCAAUAAACUAUUUAAUUUUAGAUAGUAUUCAAGAUUAUUAUAUUCGUAGCAAAGAUCACAUGUCAACUGAUUUACAAGAAAAAUUUGCAAAGACUUACCAUGAUUUGAGAAUAAAUAUUGUUAACAAUGUAUUUAAUCAAGCUGCUAAAACUGGGUUUGUGUGGGAACAAUAUAAUGAUGAAACAGGGGAAGCACAAAGAGCUAAGAAUUUUUUGGGUUGGUCAUCUUUGGUCUUGAUAAUGAUGACAAUGCCUGAACAUUUGAAUUGA